Amphiprion ocellaris (clown anemonefish) is the source of this 8188-nucleotide messenger RNA. RefSeq lists its product as uncharacterized. NCBI's taxonomy places the organism in Eukaryota, Metazoa, Chordata, Actinopteri, Pomacentridae. Gene Ontology annotation, molecular function: zinc ion binding; nucleic acid binding. Bases 1307 to 3457 code for a protein of 716 amino acids. The record is from RefSeq and is a predicted model, not a curated record. The transcript has 2 exons.
GAAGUAUCUGAUCUGGUGGUUGUUGACCAUAGAGUGAACUUUUAACUAACAGGUGGUUCUGGUGGUUGUUGACCAUAGAGUGAACUUUUAACAGAUGGUAGUAAGUACUGAAGAUGUGUUUUCAGGCUCCAGAAAUCCUAUGCUGUGUUGACUUUGGGGUCCACUGUUAACCUAUAGCUGAUUUGUGACCCUUAGGAAUGCACAGAAGGGGAGUCUUGUCUGAGGAGUUGUCACUCUUUAGUGGGGUUGUAAACCAGAUGCUGUAAUUUUAUACGUUGCUAGAAGGUAUAAAAACUGACCGUUGGUCUUUGUUCGAGGAGGAUCAUUGGGCCACAUCCUUCCAGACAGCUCCUGUCUGUACGAUACUGUUCUUUCUUUUAAUAAAGUUCUUAUUAAGAAAGUCAGUGUCAACGGGCGUUUCUUCUCCACCUGCACAUCACGGACAUCAGAGAAACAACGACAAAUUUGUGGCGUCACGAACAGGAUCAGAUGCGGAAUUCGUCGGCGGCUGGCAGCUCCCUUGGUCGCUCUUCACCGUCCUGAUUCGACGCGUCAGUUGGGGAAGAGAUGGUGGAAUGCGUCUGAAUUCCGGUCCUCCAAAGGUCAGAUGGGGGGACAGCUGAUUGUGCUCUACACGAACUGAGGCUUUGCGGAUGACAACACGUGUGGCUCCUGCACCCAACAUCAUCAAGGCUAGUCUGAUUUUGUCCACAAACUCUUUUUAAUGAGUAUUUGUAUUUGCUUAUGUGUGCAUACAAUUACUUAUGACUGAUAUUAGGGAUAUGUAAUCAGAUGGUUUUCAUAUAUAGGUCUAUGGUGUUUCCUUUGUAGUUUGACUUAGAUAAUUUUUUAGUCUGGGGUCAAUAAGGCACAUCUGGUCACACAAACACCUGGGGUAUCACAUGUUGUGAUCAUAUGAGAGGAAGCUUGGCAACGGACUGACCAUCUGUGGCAUUCAAUUGAUUAAUGGAUCACUAUUAAUCUAAUUAACUAUUUUUUGGAUUGAUUAUUUGGUUUGAAUAUGGUAGAGAUUCAUUGAUGGUAGUUUCAUUUAGUUGUGUAUGGCUUUGGUUCCAUUGAAGUUGAUUUGUGAUUGGAUAUUGUAAUUCUUGGAUGAUUUGGGAAUUGGGUGAUAAUCAUGUGGCUUGGUCUUUAUUGAUGAGCUUGUGGUUUCCUCUGAGGUUGGCAAAUUUAUUUCAUUUUGUUUCAUUUGCUGUGUAAUACAGUGCUUUUUAUAUAGCUUUUUUAUUUCAUUUGUUUUUAUUUAUUUUGAUUUGAAAGACAGGGACACAAGGUCGGUGACACAAUGUCAAAGAUGGACAUUAAAGCUUUAAAAGUGAUCACUCCUGUUGAUGUUGUACAAAAGAACAAUCCUCUUGUUAAGGGCAUUGUAAAAAUGUCGCAGAAAUGGCACAAGCGGUGGCCUGAUAUCGAGCAACCUUGGCCAGUAGAGGGGACUCUCAAUCCUGAUGUGAUCAAAACGAUGCAAGUGCUAAUAUCCACUCACAAGGCCGGCCAAAAGAAAGGGAAAAAAGGACAGAGACGUAUUGAGAAGAGACAAAAGGAGCUGGGUAUCAUGAAGUUCUUCGAAGAGGAAGGACAAAAACUGUUGAAGGCUGCAAAAGACCGGAAGGUGUGGACAGCAGAAGAGAUUGUAACAAAUGUCAAGGAGACAGAGAAGCUGAUGGAGAAGGUUAAUGCACCUUUCUCACAUACAGCGUCGAUAAAGAAUCCCCCACCUUAUGUGGAGCAGGUUAAGUUUGCUGAUGUCUAUCCUCAGCUCCCAGUGAUCAAACAGGAGGGUGACUAUCACAUUAAGGACGAGGAUGACCAAAUAAUAGAGAUGGGCACGGCUAGAACAACAAUAGAGAUGUAUCCAAGCUCCAAAUGCAAAUCGAAGAAGACCCAUCUGGAGACUCGGGGUGGACAGAGAUACAGGAGGCUGGAAAUAGGAGAGGAUAGUCAGGAGUCAGAUGAGGCUGUGGGUGGAUAUGAUCCAGUAGUGAGACGGGUUUUGGCCAAAGCAGAGAAAAGGGGAGAUAGGUCAGUGAAGGAAGGGGACCCAGGAAAGGACGAGACUGAUGAGAGUGAGGAUGGAGAGAGUGAUGAAGACUCAGAGAGUGAGGGUCCCUUAUACUCUUCCCCAUUAGUAUUCAGUAGUAGAGCAGGGAGUGAGAGACGACAAGCUUUAAGAGAGGUUCAGAGAACCAUAGAUAAAUGUCUUGUGGAUAUGGAGAAAGCUAGUUCUCCAGAAAACCGAGGAGUACUUGAGAAACACCUAAAGGAGUUGUGGAUGACGGAGAAGAGUCUAAAGAAAAAGAAAUCCCAGAAGCCAGAGGCUUUUGGAUAUAGCUUACGCUCAAGAGAAUCAAAGAUGCCAGAUAAGAUUUGUCCAGUGAUUGUUAGAGGCCAGAAUCUGGAAUAUAAGCCUUGGCAGAAUACGGAUAUGUCAGACAUAAUUGAAAAGUUGCCGACUCUUCAAGAUGGGGCAUAUCCUUGGAUUUCAAAGUUAGAGGAGGUCCUGGUAGGGACACAGCCUGCCAUGGGAGACAUUAAGCGACUCUUAGCUGGUCUCCUGGGAGUCCCUGCGAUGGAAGAGAUCCUACAACAAGCAGGUCUUAACAGAUAUGUGGCGACUGCUGUGAAUGAUGCAGAACUCUUUGCUGCCAGUCGAGGUCGGAUGUGGAGAGCAUUGAGAGAUAUGUUCCCAACGAAUAUACAUCCGGAUAAUAUUUUGAUUGAGCCACUGGGACAGGAGGAGAAUCCAAGGGCCUAUGUGUCAAGAGCUCAUCAGGCAUGGAGAAAUGUCACAGGAAAUGAUCCAGAUUUGAAUCAAAUGGAGCAGUCAAUUGUGCGAGACAAAAUACAGAAAGGGUUGCCCCUACCAGUGAGGAGCAAACUGGCAGAGGUGGUUACUCUGGGGAGCAUGACCAGAGCUGAUUAUACUAAUCAUGUAGCUCAUUUAGUAGAGCUACACCGUAAAAAGGAGCACGAACAGAGAGAGCAGGACCAAGAAACUCUCAGAAAGCUUAAUCAAAUACAGUUAGCAGAUAGUAGACGGAAGGAUAAGAAGCAGGCUUUGGUUAUGCAAAAUCAACCAAAUUUGUCAAAUCUGCCGCCACAACAACCGCAGUUAGGUCAGGUUCAGCUUCAACCGUCUCAACCAUCGUUUGUGGUCCCCACUGUUUCCUUCCUACGGCCAGCCUUUGGUGGAUCACAGAACUGGAGAGGAAGAGGACGAGGCAAUUUUGGAAGAGGUAGAGGAGGAAAUUUUAAUCCGAAUUUCCAACAGCCUCCAGAGGUCUGUUAUAAUUGUGGACAAGUGGGCCACUAUGCUCGGGAAUGUAACAUGUUUAGAGGAGGUUUUAGAGGGGGUUUUAGAGGAGGCUUUAGAGGACUAUUACGCCCGCCCAGGGGACCAGUGAACCCUUAUAGGGGUCCGGAGCCAGGGUUUUAGGGGUGCCCAGAAAACCUGAAAGGGGGGUGUCAGCUGGUAGUGUCAGGGCCGGAGCAAGAUCCAACGAUAGAGGUGAAAGUAAAUAAUCGACCAUUAGAAAUGAUGGUGGAUAGCGGAGCUGCUUUUACCUGCAUUCGGCCUGAAGAUGCUAUACACCUCCCCAUGUCUGGCCAAUUGGUACGGACAAUCGGGUUUGAGGGUGUAAAACAGCUGAUUCCUCUCACAAAACCAAUUGAGCUCUGCUACAAAAAUCUGAAGACUAAAAUACCUAUUCUGGUGUCUGAGCACACACCUAUUGCACUUUUGGGUAGAGAUGCUUUGUGCAAAUUGAAUUGUACAAUACGAUGUACACCGGACGGCUGUCUGGUGGAGGUGCCAACUGAUGUUACACAUCAACUGUUUAUGAAAACAGAGACUGAGGCUGUGGUGUUUUGGAUUGGAAACCUUAGUUCGGAGCUAUUGGAGCCAGUUAAGGUGUGGGAGAAAUUUAUUGCAGCUAACAUACCGGGUGCUAAGUUUCCUGAGUACCCACUUCAUUGUACGCUUAAGUAUUUCAAGGAUGCUGCUCGAUCCAAUCCAACAGAGUGGUUGAGUCGUCAGCCAUGUCAGGUUCAGCUCAGUUCAUGUUGUGUGAUUUUGGGACCACAGGGAGCAGCUAUGAAGAUAAACAGAAAUGAUUAUCUUGAUGGAGAGUAUGAUGUUGAGAAGAGUGUCCCACAUGUGACGUUGAUGGUGGCUGAUGGAUAUGAGCAGAAACAUAUAGGAGCAAUGAUGGCAGAGGCUGAGGUGGCUAUUUUUAUACCGUUAGAGGAUAAUCUUGCCAUCUGGAAAAGCGAAGAUCAGCGCUUUCUAAAAAUUAUGAUUUCGGCUCAAGGUGAAGGACAGCCACAAACUGUACGGAUGACACAUGAGUCAAUUUUCAGUGUUAACUCAGACUCAGACUGUAUGAGAGAGAAGAUGCUGCAACAGGUUCCAGAAUGUUUGUGGUCAAGACAUAACACAGAUAUUGGACUUGUGAAGUCAGCUCAACCAGUGAAGGUUGAACUUAGACCGGGAACCAAACCUCCCUGGAAGAACCAAUAUCCCUUAAAGGAAGAAGCAAUUCAAGGGAUUGGACCACAGAUUGAAGGUUUGCUGCGAGCAGAUGUGCUGGGAAUAACUUUGAAUCCCCAGAGCAACACACCGUUGUUGCCAGUGAAGAAGCCGGAUGAGACUUAUCGUAUGGUACAUGAUUUGAGAGCAGUGAAUGAAGUGGUUGCUGAUUUUCCAGCUGAUGUGCCGGAUCCUCAUACCCUGCUAGCUCAAAUUCCUCCAGAGGCUGCAUAUUUUACGGUGUUGGAUCUGUGUGGAGCGUUCUUUAGUGUUCCACUCAGUGUAGAAAGCCGAGGGCUAUUUGGGUUUACAUACAAUGGACAGUUCUAUGAGUAUAAGAGACUCCCACAAGGAUUUAAACAUAGUCCUCAUAUUUUCAACAAAGUGCUGAAAGAUGAUUUGGCAGGGAUAGAUCAGGUUUUGAAUAGCACUGUUGUUCAGUAUGUUGAUGACAUUAUUAUUUGUUCAUCGACAAAAGAAAUUUGCCAUGAGGAUUCGAUUAAGUUGUUGCAAAUAUUGGCUGAGAGAGGACACAAAGCCUCUCAGAAGAAGCUGCAGUAUUGCCAGGAGAAGGUGGUUUACUUGGGUCAGACAAUAACCCAAGGACAUAGGAGUAUUUCUGACAGUCAUUUGGAGGCAAUUCGGAAGGCUCCAAAACCGCGAACUGUUAGAGAGAUGAUGACGUUUCUUGGCAUUGCUGGGUAUUCUUCAGCAUGGGUAGAGGAUUAUGCCAGUUUGACAGGACCUUUGAGAGGCAUGAUCAAAGACACGGGGACUGCCCAACUUCAUUGUAAUCUCACAUGGACACAAGGAGGUCUUCUGGCAUUUGAGACAAUCAAACAGAGACUACAAGAAGCUCCAGCGUUAGCGUUGCCAGAUUACUCCAAGAACUUUUUGCUGUAUGUGUCUACUUCUGUUGGAGGUAGAUAUGCGUGUGCAGUUUUGUGUCAACCAACGGGCACGGGGAUGAGUCCUCAGCCUGUUUCCUAUUAUUCUACGGCCUAUUCAGAAGUAGAAUUGGGGUUGCCACUGUGCUAUAGAGUAUUGGUGGGAGUUUAUCUGAUGUAUGACAAGGCAUCGUCUGUGACCAUGGGAUAUCCAGUCACGAUUCUCACUCACCAUAGUCUCAGAAAUCUUUUGAAUUAUGGUAAAUAUACAUUGACUAUGCCGAGGCUCAGAGACUAUUAUAGACUCUUAGAGCAGGAAGAUGUCACCCUGGUGAGGUGUACUACAAUAAAUCCAGCUGAGAAUUUGCCAACUCCAGAGGAUGGGGAACCACAUGAUUGUGUUCAGGAAGCAGAGAAAUACUCAAGGCUCAGGUCUGAUUUGCAAGCUUUUCCGUUGCAUGAGCCAGACUUGGAGUACUGGACUGAUGGAUCCUGUUAUCGAAUAGGAGACAAAUUGUGUGCUGGUUACGCAGUAGUGAAAUUUCAGGGGAAUGAAUUUGUUGUUGAGGUAGCGGAGGUAAUACCACAACCUGCCUCUGCACAGCUGGCUGAACUUGUGGGGCUGACUGAAGCAUGUUUGUUGGCAGAAGACAAGCGGGUGACGAUAUAUACAGAUUCAGCCUAUGCUCAUAAUGUGUGUCACUUGUUUGGAGCAGUGUGGAAGAAUCGAGGAUUCAAGAAGUCAGAUGGUUCUCCUAUACAACAUUGUGCUCAGAUUAUGAAGUUGCUGCAUGCAAUGAUGAGGCCUAAGGAAAUAGCAAUAGCUAAGUGUGCAGCACAUAAAAGUGACAUUUCAAGGGUCACACAAGGUAAUAAAGCGGCUGAUGAAGCAGCCAAGGCAGUUAUAGGUGCAGAUAAAAUGGGUAGAGUUCUUCUAGUUUCCCAUGAAGUGGACUUGGAGGAUAAUAUUACACUCAGAGAUGUGAUUUUGAUGCAAGAAGCUGCAUCUGCCAUGGACAAACAACUUUGGUUGGACCGAGGUGCCACCCAGGAUUCCACUGGUCUAUGGAGAAAUCAUGAGGGGUUGAUGGUGGCACCGCCAGAUCUGUUGGGUCUGAUGAUUCAUGAAGCGCAUGGACCAGCUCAUGUUGCAAGGGGGGAAGUUAGGAGAAAGAUCACGAAAGAGUAUGGGUUUUGGGCACCAUACUUGCUUGAGCAGAUUGAUUAUGUCAUAGGCAGAUGUAUUAUUUGUCUGAAACAUAAUGUUAGGAGGGGAGUGAUGGUUCCUCCUGGGCACAUUCCAACUCCAAAGGGCCCAAUGCGUGAGCUAGUUGUGGACUUUGUUGAUAUGAUAAGACCGGUGGGAGGAAAGAGAUAUAUGCUAGUCGUGGUUGACAGGUUUUCACGUUGGCCUGAGGCGUGUCCAACCAAGCGAAAGGAUGCUCAGUCUGUUGCUAAGUUCUUGUGCCGUGAGGUCAUAAGUAGGUGGGGACUUCCAGAUCGAAUAUCUUCAGACAAUGGGAAGGAGUUUGUGGAUAAAACGGUGAGACUGAUUCUACAAAAAUUGGGAAUUAAACAACGUCUGGGUGCUGUUUAUCAUCCGCAAAGCCAAGGUAUUUGUGAGAAAAUGAAUGGUGUGUUGAAAAAUCGCAUUGUCAAAAUCUGUCAACACACAGGUUUGAACUGGGUAGCGGCGCUUCCAUUAGCAUUAAUGGUGUGUCGUUCGAGCGAGCUCCGUGAUUUGCGUAUGACACCUCAUGAGUUGGCUACGGGAAGACGGAUGCCAACACCUUGUUUGCGCACAAGCGGAAAGGGUCCGAAUUUGGCACUUUUGGAAGAUGAAAUGCGAGCGUACGUUAAGUACAUGGCUGCUUUGCAUAAGCGAAUAUCCACGUAUGUUUCUGACAGGCAAAAACAGGAGGAGGUGCAAGAGAAGCUCGAUGAGCAAAAGAAGGACGUGGUGCAGCCUGGAGACAAGGUAUUCGUGAAGGUGUUUAGGAGGAAGUGGUUUAAUGAACGCCGUGAGGGACCAUUUGAAGUUGUUCGCAGCACUGGAACUGCGGUACAGGUCAAAGGGUCCCCGACGUGGUAUCACUUGUCGCAUUGUGUUAAAGCACCACAGGGAGAGGUACCACGAUUACAGAGCAGAGAUGAUGAGGACUCAGGAGUGCCAGGAGAAUCUGCUGAAGAAGCAGUGGUACAUGAGGACCUCCAAGGUCACACUCCAGAAGGAGAGGUGGAUGUUCUUGAUGAUUUUGAGCAUACUUUUGAUGAUGCCAGAGAUGACUUUUCAGUCAAUGGACAGGAAAGGAGAUUUGAGGACGUUGACUUACAACACGUCCCGGAAACAGCAGAAUCUGUCUCUCAAGAAUGUGAGUCAAAGACUCCAGAGGGCUGUGCCGCCUCUCCAGGAGGGUCAGCGGAACCACUUGGAUCGAGGAGCCCAAGGCCAGUCCGGAGAAAGGUUAGACCUAGACGUUAUGAGGACUAGGAUUGAAGCGAUCCUGAGGAAGUCUGUUCGGCUUCCAUGUCAGUGUAUUGAGGGAUAUCAAGUUCAGUGGGAAGAUAAUCAUGGUAACAUUAUUGAUUUAUCAGAUACAUCACCUUCAGGAAAGUUUGUGUUCAAUAAUGACCCCAUGAGGUUGAAGAUGGGAGGAGACUGUAGUAUUUAUCUACGUAGAUUUCAGUUAGAGGAUCAGGGUGAUUAUAGAUGUUCUCACCAUGAAUCACAGGAGCAUGGUGUACAGUUAAA